GUUUUAUUGACCUUGCCCCUAACUAACUUCACAACCUGUUGUUUUGAAAGCUCCGUUAACGAUCGUAAGUGUUCAAUGAUAAUACGAAUGUAUAUUUUUUCAAAUUUCAAUUUGGAUGUACAAUGGAUUAUCUAGAGUUUAAAGACCAUAAGGUAUCACCAGACCAGUUUUUUUCAUAUUUAGAUUCAAUAAAAAAUUCUAAUACACCUAUUGUAAUUGAGAAUGGUUCUUAUAAUUGUAGAGUUGGUUGGGCCACUGUGGAAAAACCUCUCAUGGUUUUUAAAAAUUGUCUUGCUAAACCACGCAAAGAAAGAGGAAAGAAGGAUGGUGAAAUGCAAGUAGGAAACGAUAUUGUAAACAUUGAAGCAGUGAGGUUUCAGUUAAAGACUCAGUUUGAUCGAAAUAUUGUUACUCAUUGUGAAAUUCAAGAACAUAUUUUUAAUUAUAUGUUUUCACAUCUUGGAAUUAAUACAGAAACUGUCAACCAUCCUAUCAUUAUUACUGAAGCUUUUAUGAAUCCAAAUUAUUCCCGUUCUUGUAUGUCAGAACUUCUUUUUGAAUGUUAUGGAGUCCCGAGUAUAUGUUAUGCAGUAGAUUCUGUUUUAAGUUACAGAAAUGAAAGUAAAAAUGGUAAUACCGGCCUAAUUAUAUCAUGUGGAUAUUAUUCAACUCAUGUGAUACCUAUUAUUGAUGGUGCGAUUGACGCCAAACAUUCUCGAAGACUUGAUAUUGGAGGUUAUCAUAUUACUUCUUAUUUGCAUCGAUUGUUACAACUGAAAUACCCCGUUCAUUUUGCUGCAAUAACAUUAAGCAGGACAGAGGAACUAUUACAUGAACAUUGUCAUGUGGCUGUUGAUUACUUGGAGGAAUUACGAAAGUGGUCUGAUGGCGACUAUUAUGAUCAAAAUAUCAAGUGUUUUCAGCUUCCGUACACAUCACAGUCCAGUCUUACUCCUGAACAGCAGAAGGAACGUCGCAGAGAGUUGGCUAGGCGGCUUAUUGAAAUAAAUGCUAGAAAGAGAGAAGAAAAGCUUGCUGAAGAUGAAGAGCAACUGAACCAGUUGUUGGCUAUUCAAGACUUACAAGAUGAAGGGGAGGAAACUGAGUUUCAGAAAGCUGUGUCUGACUUUGGUUUAAACAGUUGUGAAGAUCUACCAAAAAUGAUUGGACAAAUACAAGCAAGAAUCGAAAAGACAAGACAAAAGAUUGUUGCAGCCAAUACAUCUGAAGAUCCAAUUACAGAAGAGCCAAAACAGAAAAUUAUGAAAUUUCAGACUCCUAAAGGAGAAGAAGAUUUUAAAAGUUGGGUAGAAGGAGUUAGAAGGAAAAGGGAAGAAAUUUUAGAGAAGAGAGCCAUUAGAAGGCAAAGAAGGUCAGACAUGGCUAAAAGAAAGACUGCGGCUUCAUUUGAGAGAAUGAGACUGAUUAGCCAGUUAGCACGAAAUGAAAAAAGGGAUGAUGACUUUGGCUUAAGAGAUGAAGAUUGGGAUGUUUACAAAGCUAUAAACAAGGAAGGUGGGGAUACAGAUAGUGAAGGUGAAACAGAGAAACUACUAGAACUCGAACAAGUUCUCAAAGCACAUGAUCCAAGUUUUUGGAGUGAAGGAAUAGAAGCUCCCGGUGAAACACACAGGUUACAUGUUGGAGUGGAAAGGUUUAGGGCACCCGAACUUCUUUUCCAACCAUCCAUGUUCGGCUGCCAUCAGGCAGGUUUAGCUGAGGUGAUUGAAUACGUACUAAAUGGUUACGAUGAAGACAUGGCAAACAAAUUGAGCAAGGAAGUUUUUAUUACUGGUGGUUUAGCAAAUCUUUCUGGAUUGAAAGACCGAAUCAUCGCUGAGCUUACACAAAUUAGACCUUUCAGAUCUAAGAUAGCAGUUCAAGUAGCCAACAGUCCAUCCCUUAGUGCUUGGUACAAAGCCAGAGAUAUGGCCAGAAAUCUAUCUUGGUUAAAAUCGUCCUCGAUAACAAAGGAAGAUUUUCUGGAAAAGGGAUAUGAAUACCUCAAAGAGCAUUGUGUUUCAAAUCCUUACACUUCAUCGCCGGCACCCAUCACACAAAUUGAAGGAGCUGUUCAUAAUGCACCCAGUAUUGUGUCGGAAGAGAUUGAGAUUGAUGUUAUAUGAAGUACUAUUAUUUAUUUUAUUUAUCUAGGGUAAUGUAUUUUUAUUUAAAUUUAAUUGAUUUAUAUGCUUUGUUUUUAAUAAAUUAUCUGCUUUAAUUUUUUAA
Molecule: messenger RNA, 2229 nt
Organism: Nezara viridula (southern green stink bug)
Lineage: Eukaryota; Metazoa; Arthropoda; Insecta; Hemiptera; Pentatomidae
Source: the annotation of a GenBank genome assembly